This is a messenger RNA of Suillus clintonianus, 1191 nucleotides long. RefSeq names its product myo inositol monophosphatase. The transcript has 7 exons. Gene Ontology annotation, molecular function: inositol monophosphate 1-phosphatase activity. The record is from RefSeq and is a predicted model, not a curated record. The coding region runs from base 114 to 1157 and encodes 347 amino acids. Gene Ontology annotation, biological process: inositol metabolic process; signal transduction. NCBI's taxonomy places the organism in Eukaryota, Fungi, Basidiomycota, Agaricomycetes, Boletales, Suillaceae.
UACAAGUUUCAUGGUAUCAAUAGAUCUCUCAGAAGAAAUGCGAAACGUUCAGCUGGCAAAUCGGCUUAGUAUUCAGCGCUGAGCGCUAAGCACUCCACUUGCUUUCGACCACCAUGUCAGCCGAUACACAAACAUUGAAGCCCGUCGACCUGCGCUCUAUCUUGACUUUCACCGUCAAGCUCGCCCGCACUGCUGGUACAUUGAUUCUUGAAGGCUCACAGGCCAUUCAGUCAACUUCGGACGUCAAUACAAAGAAGAAUUCUGUCGACUUGGUUACUGAAUACGAUGUUGCUGUGGAGGAGCUCGUGAAUAGCGAAAUCGCCAAGGCUUACCCCAGCUUCAAGUUCAUCGGAGAGGAAUCAUACUCCUCUGGAACACGCAAUGAGCUCACGGAUGAGCCGACAUUCUGUGUUGAUCCGAUCGACGGCACAACGAACUUUGUCCACGGCUUCCCAUUCGCAUGUAUUUCUCUUGGGCUGAUCUACCAAAAGCGGCCCGUUUUAGGUGUUAUAUACAACCCCUUCCUAGACCACCUCUACACCGGGAUUGAAGGCCAAGGAUCAUUCCUCACCCGUGGAAAUAGCCAGCCUCUAAAAUUACCCCUCACCAACCCCAAGCCCCUCCCCUCCUUGCAGAAGGCUCUUAUAGCCAUCGAAUGGGGCUCCGACCGUAGCAAAAAUUUCCUGGUACCAAAAUCAGACUCAUUCUUGCGUCUUGCGGGCGAUCCUGCAGAUGGCAUCGCAGGAGGACGGAUGGCUCAUUCUAUACGGUCCCUGGGCAGUGCAGCGCUUAAUAUCUCGAUGGUCGCUCAAGGUGGCCUAGACUUAUACUGGGAAAUCGGUUGCUGGCCAUGGGAUGUUUGCGUAAGUAACUGUUUGUAUAUGCUGAUAUAUCCAUCUCACCUGUUCUAUAAGGCCGGUAUCGUCAUUGUCCAGGAAGCUGGUGGUGUAGUGGUUGGAUCCCAUGCAGCUCUGGCCGCCGCAACAUCUGCUGGCUCUAGCAUUGAUCCUUUCAAGGUCACGCUAGAUGUCUUGACAGGCCGCAAAUAUUUGGUCAUUCGUGCUAUCCCGGACACCCAAAAUGAAACGGGUAGAGAGGCACAGUUGCGGAUCGCUAGGGAUUUCUACCAAACUGUGGAAGAUGGUGAACCGAAGUAGAAUUUUCCUCACAGAAUCAAGUGUAUAUAUUAGG